UCAUCUUUAUCAUUGUUCCAAUGGUCGACAUCCUUUUAGCAUUUUAGAAUUCGAAAAGUUCGUACUUUGUGCUUUUAGUGCGACGUGAAGUGAUUAUUUUGAGAAAACUACUGCCAUAAACAUUCGUAAGUUGUGUAUAAAUUAUUGUUUUCGAGUCGAGUGGUGGGCGCUGAAGAUGAUGCGCUGAAAUUGAAUUCGUGACUCAGGAUCAGGAACUGAGCUGUCUUGCCUGUUGUGCAGUGAUUUUUAUAAUCAGAAAGUCCAUCUGUAUUGUGAUUUGUUUUCUUUUUGCUUUUUCGAAAAUAGUGUCGAGUAAUUCGUAUCGUAGUAGUGAUAAUAACGUUGCUUUGUUCUUCGCUCGGUAUUCGAAUAUUCGAUGCUUACGAGUGCUUUGUUUUCGUACAACGCGUACUGUACUGUGUAUCGUAUUUCGUAAAUGGUAUGUUAUGACUUUUGUUUAGCUAUCAGCUAUAGUCAUUAGUGUGUAAUCUAUAAUCAUCUAUAAAAUCCGCAUUCGUAAUCGUAAAAGCUGUUUUGAAUUCGAGAAGAAUCUGUAUCACUGUUGACGAGUACGUAGACGUAUAUUCACACUCCACUGACACUACGUGUAGUUCCUGAAGUUCAGUCAGCCGUUGCACACGUUCGGAUUUGCUUUUUAUCGAAUAGCACUAUCAUAAAGGAUCAUCCACAAAGAGUGCACCGACAUGAACUUGAACGUACGAUGUAGCUAAUUAUACCUACCAAUGCGAGAUCUGCGAAGAAAAGAAUCACGGUAGCUAUUUUUCACGAUGAGUGGCGACGAAGACUCGAUGGAUAUGGAGCACCGAUACGCGAAAUCGAACCAGCCACGCGGUUUCCCUUCGGUAGCCCAAGUAGUGGGAAUAUGGCGAGAGAAAUUCGAGCAAGGGACGUUGAACGAGUCGCAUUUCAAAGAGCACUGGCGUCUGUACGUUCCUCAGGUUUUGUGUUUGGAUCCGAGUAAUAGUUCCUACGAUCGUAUUUUCGACGAAGAAAACGUACUGUUCGCCCCCCUCGAGCAGUUCAUUUGCGGCGACGGUAACACCGGCGAGAUAUUGGACCGGGUACAACGUCUAGAUGAGCCAUCGACCGUAUGCGGCAAAGUGUUUAAAAUGAGCGAGCCGACGUAUCAUUGCCGAGAAUGCGGUACUGAUCCGACUUGCGUGCUUUGCGUCGAGUGUUUCAAGAAAUCAGCGCAUAAGAAUCAUAAAUACAAGAUGUCGAUGUCGAACGGAGGCGGAUGUUGCGAUUGCGGCGACACCGAAGCUUGGAAAAGCGAUCCUUAUUGCAGCGUACAUAUAGCCGGCACACUGAGCCAGGCUUCCACAGCACCGGAUGCGUCGUCUUCUUCUUCGCCAGCGACGGGAGAAAGUAGCGGUGGAACCACUGCUCGGGGUAAUUUUCCCGAAGAUAUGGCCCAGCGUACGCGUCUCAUGUUCGGAGCUAUUUUACGAUACGCGUAUCAUCUGCUCAAGUACGACGAUUCGCCGGAAUUGCCGAGCGAUUUACGUUUAAAGGAGAUCGAAGAGGAUCCGUUGAGUUUCCUCGAUACGCCGGAUAGCUACUGUACCGUAUUGUACAACGACGAAACGCACACUUUCGAUCACGUCAUCACUACGCUGUCCAAAGUGAUCAAAUGCAAUCAGCGAGACGCGAUGGAUUACGUGACGAACAUCGAUCGAGAAGGACGAGCCGUUGUCAAGAUAUCCACUUUUCAAUACUGUACCGAAUUGAAACACGAAGUCGAACGAAUCACAUCGCGUACCAGCAGUAAACCUUUGAAGGUGUUGGUUAAACAUUCGCACGUUAUCGCCCAUCAGUUGUACGCUAUCAAGCUGCUGGCUCGCGUGCAAAAGAUUCUAUCUUACUCGAAACAUUUUCGUCGUAUAUUCUCCGAAAUCGUUUUGGAAACUAAGUCGUCGUCGUCUGCGUCGUCUGCUUCGUCGCCACCGUUAGACAUAUCCAUACUGGAGGGUGUGUUUCGGGCAGACUCGUCGUUAUGGAAAUCAGCCCGUGUCCAUUGGCAUCGUUUGUUCAUUUCCGGUAUGCUGAAAGAAUACGAGCAUAAGAAAGCGUUCGCCAAACUGUUCACUAAACAUUACGGUUCGAUUAUGCAGGAUUAUAUUCGCGACGAUCACGAUCACUCGUUUUCAGUCGCUUCGUUGGCAGUGCAGAUAUUCACAGUGCCAACCAUAGCGCAUUAUUUGAUCGCCUAUCAAGAUGUGUUGUUCGUGUUGCUGAAUACCUUCUUGUCCGAAUGCAACGCUAAUCAAAAAGAUGGCAAAUUAGAGUUCCAACGCAACGAGCACUCGUCAGCGGUCACUUUUAAACGCGCUCAAUUCAUCAUCUACGAUCUGCACUACCUGCUGAGCACGGUACCGGAACCGGAACGAUGGACGAACGAGCUACGUAAAGGUUUCAGCCAAGGAUUGAGUUUAUUCUUACGACUGUUGUGUCUGAUGCAAGGCAUGGACGCGGUAACACGCCAGGUCGGCCAGCACAUGGAAUACGAGCCCGAAUGGGAGACGGCGUUCAAUCUGCACAUCAAACUUAGCCCGGUUAUAACGUUGAUGAUCAAAUGGUGCGGCACCGAUAAGAAAAUCCUAACAAAAGCGUACCGAGCAACGUUGAAAAAACUACUCGAGAACCCGUGCGCUGAUCUGUCUUCAGCUCAUUGCCAAGUUCGCGAGUUAGCCAAUCAUAGUACGUCGUGCGUCGUGUACGAUGUAAGUACGCAGCCCGUUUCGAUACAUUUGCCUUUGUCUCGUUUCUUGGCCGGAUUGCACGUACAGCUGGAGCGUUUUUCGCUCAACUUUUACAGUUCCGAGUUUCAAUUCACUCCUAAGCAGACGCUCGAAGAGAUCAUCGAACCGGUGCUCCGUACGCAAGUGAUGAUUGCCCAAGUACACGCGAAUUUAUGGCGUCGUAACGGUUACUCGAUUCUGCAUCAGAUUUAUUUCUAUCAUAAUGUCAAGUGUCGCAACGAGAUGCUCAACAAGGAUAUAAUCAUGUUGCAGAUCGGCGCCUCGCUCAUCGAAAGCAACGAUUUCCUGAUUCAUUUGUUGAAUAAAUUCAACCUGAUGAAUUGGGCCGAUUCCGAAUUCGAAGGUAACUCGUAUUCUUCGGUUGCUGCAGCCGGCAUGGCUGCUACGUCCGCUGGUUCUACAACGUCGACGACGACUACGUCGACAUCGACGACGACAACGACGACCAUCACGACGUCUUCGUCUCCUAAAAAAGCCGAAGAAGAAACCGUACGUCAGACGAUCACGUUAGUAGAAGAAUUCCUCACGUUACUGGUGACGAUUGUCAGCGAAAGAUAUGUAGUAGGAAUCGGCAAAGUGACCGAGAAAGAUUGCGUUAAGAAAGAAAUCAUGCAGCAGCUCUGCAUCAAACCGUUAUCGCAUUCGGAGCUGAGCAAAGUACUGCCGGAUAGCGAUCACAACGACGUAACGGUUGAUUCGAUUAUCGACGAGAUCGCCACGUUCGAGAAACCGUCCACCGGUAACGGCAAAGGCAUGUAUAAGCUGAAACCGCAAUACUACGAUCAAUACAACGUAUUUUACUACCAUUACACCAGAGAAGAGUUAUCACGUUCGGAAGAAGCUCAGCGUAGAAGACGUAAAGAGCAAGGUCUCCUCGACUGCUGUCCACCGCCCACUCUGCCUCCUCUCACCGAAUCUUUCAUCAUGCUGGUGAAUAUGUUACAGUGCGACGUCAUGUUCUACCUGAUGCAGUUGAUCUUGAAACGAGCCUGCGACUUGAAAGCUCGCAGCUUCUCCGAAUCGCAGCUACAUCGCGUCCUACACCUGAUCGGAUACGCUCUACAUGAAGAAGAGAGCGCUCGUCUCGAUUACUUUAUGUUCACCGAACGGUGCGAAAAAUGGGGAGUGCUACGUUACUUGGAAGAGCUACAGAGCAGCAAUCGAGUCGAAGCUCAUCGCGAUCUAAUCAAAUGGACCGCCAACAAGUACCGAUUCGUGUCGCAUCUAAGCGCCAAAAACAAACGUAUGAACGAAUCCCGAGCUGCGGCCGCUGCCGCAUCGGCUGAAGACGACGAACGCCGCAGAUCGGGUCGCGAAGAUGAAAAAAUGGAGCUAGGAGAAGGCGAAGAGUCGAACGACCAAUCCGCCUGCUUGUCUGCGGACAAAGCCACCUGCGAAAUGUCUUGGGAGUGUUCGGAGAACGAAGCUGCGGUCGCGGCAGCCGACGAUCAAGCUCAAAAAAAAGAGAAAGAACGUAUCGCCAAACUGGCAGCCGAACGUCGAAUGAAAAUCAUGGCUCAGAUGUCUUCGGCCCAGCAAUCGUUCAUCAAAGAGCACGCCCAACUAUACGAAGAGGCCACGAAAAGCGACACGUUAGCCACGUCCGGCGCCAGUGGCUCGGGCGGUGCGGGCGAAUGCAUGGCGUGGGAAGCCAGCAACGACGAAAACGUAGAAUUCCCAAUCGCCGUCGGCCCCAAUCAAACCCAACGCUCGUCUCCGGAUCCCGGAUACAUUUGCAUAUUGUGCCAAGAACACCAGAUCGUUCGUACAGAUGCCCCGGCCAUGGUUUAUGGAGCGUUUGUGCAGAAAUCCGCAGUACUGGUCAACGAAGUGCACACGAUGGCGCUGGAUAAGCAUCGUAAAGUCGACGUAAGCGCUGCCGGCGACGACGCUACCGUGUUCUUGACCAGCGCACUGAAUCCUAGCCCGUUUACCAGCAUUUGCGGCCACGUUAUGCACAGCACGUGUUGGGAGAAGUAUUUCAACAAUAUUUCCACCAAGGAGAAUCGUCGACCGUACAGAUUACGUCAGCCGAUCAGUUUCGACGUCGAGAAAAACGAGUUCCUGUGUCCGCUCUGCGAAUCGCUCAACAACACCGUGCUUCCGGUGUUGCCGCCGCUCAAGAAUAUGAGCAACUCGUCGACGACGCUUUCGCUCGACCAUCCGCAAUUCUCGUUCGCAGCUUGGCUCAAAAGCAUCAUCGUGGCAACCGAUAAGAAACAACAAGAGAUACUGAAACGCAAAACAACCACCACUUUGCCGCUAGGAUGUAUCAAAGAAACCGCCAUUUUUAACGAAAGCUUACUCGAUGAUAGCGAAUCGUCAUCUUUGUCGAAUGUUACCGAUCUAACGACGACGGGCGCUUCGGCGUCGAAUAAUGUCAUCGCCAACGACAAUACACGUGUCGCUGCCACCGACGCAGCAGCUACAUCGGAUGAUUCGUCGCAGCAACAACAACCCGAAGAUACCGUUCCGACCGCAGCCGAAGACGACGACGAUUUAUCUCUAUCCCAAGAUACCGAUCAAAUGGAGAUUUUAUUAUUCAACAGCGUAGCCGAAUCGAACGCAAGUGGAAGUGGUGCCGAACAAGCUUCGUCUUCGUCUUACUCGGGUCCGGUUCUGUCUCCCACGUUGACCAGUAUGAUACAAAAAUAUUGCAAAUCAGUUUGCGUCAAAGGUCUAGGCUCGUCUUCGGAUAUCGAACACAAUAGCGUACUGUAUUGUUGGAAAUGCUGCGCGUACACGAUACACGUCGUAGAAAUGCUACUAAGAAGCGAGAGCAGACCGUUGUUACGAUAUUUACCCACCAGACAGAAACAAUGCAUGAAAGCUUUGAUACGUUUAUCGGCGUUGCAAGAGAUUUGCGGAAACCAGCGCGUCAUCAACAACUACGCGGUCACAUUGCUGGGCAUCGUAUUCGACAACAGCCACAUCUACGAAGAUACCUGUAUCCUAGACUGGGAUCCGUUCGGCAUGCUGGUCCCACUAGUCAUGUGUCUGCCUAGUCUGUUCUGUAUGGCGACCCCUUCGCCUCUACCUUGCGGCAGCGUGCUCGAAUUAUACACGCUGAAAUUGAUGUUGAUCUCGACCGUUGCGCAAAUUCUAAUCGGUCUACGUAGCGGUAACCUAGAAUCAGCUGCGGUUUCUACAGCCACACAAGUACCCGCUAACCCGGACGAAGCAGCUGCUAGGAGCGAGUGCUUGAAAAUGUACUUGAAAAUCAUCACAGAAGGAGACGAAAAGGAUACCGCGACUUACAGCGAAACCAUAGACACGGCGGCGUUGUGGCAACGCGUCACCGAAUUAUGUAUACCGUUUUUACGCUGCUGUUGUCUAUUUUUCCGAUUCCUUACCAAUGUGCCGGCUGCCGACUGCCUGAGCCAGCCGGAAGGCGAUACCUACGAGAACAUGUGUAAAUAUUUGGGACUGCCGACGACCUGCGACCAACUGCUCGACGAUCCGUUCGUAUUGAAGGUGUUCAAAAAGUGGACGAUUAACUGGCGCAGGAAGCAAACUCUUCAUAAUAGCAGUAUACGUUUCGAAACUUACCUGAAUCUUAGACGUUUAAUUCAGUUGCCCGACGAUUACAGCGAAUUGAUCAAUUCGGUGUCGAUGUUUACCUGCCCGAACAGCGAUCGUGAAGAUUCUAGGAAUCCGACAGUGUGUCUCGUCUGCGGAACUAUUUUAUGUUCUCAAAGUUAUUGCUGUCAGAAGGAGUUGAACGGGGUCAUGGUGGGUGCUUGCGCGUAUCAUGCCCAGUAUUGCGGAGCCGGAGCUGGAAUAUUUUUACGUAUGCGAGAAUGCGAAAUCUUAUUGUUAUCGUGUUUCAAUCGUGGCUGCUUCUUGGCACCUCCUUACGUCGACGAAUACGGCGAAACCGAUCAAGGCCUGAGAAGAGGCAAUCCGCUCAAGCUAUGUCUUAAACGAUAUAAAAAAUUGGAAAAUAUUUGGUUAUCGCAUUCGAUUCACGAAGAAGUGUCUCGUUCGUUGGAAUCUACACACUCGUUGGCCGUUACUCAGUGGCAGCAUCUGUAAACUCGCUAAUAUUAUAGGUUUUCUAAUUUUCGUCCAGUCGUGCUCGGUUCUUUCUUACUGCAGCUUUAUUUAUUAUCAUCACUGAUAACCCAACUGUACAAAAUACCUGCAGCUCAAUAUCGACGUUUGCUGGUCUGUUGGACUCAACCUUAGGAUUUGGAAUACGGGAAUAUGCAAUUGCACGUUCGCUGCUGCCACGUAUCAUGGCAAACUUUGUUUCUGCUUAUACUGGAGGUCUUGAAAUUCCAGUUCAUCGUAUUGUAGUUGGCUACUAUCCUUUUGGAUGAGGCAGUAAUACCGCUUGUGUUUAUAUCCCAUUUAGCCACCGUCAUCGCCGUUGUCUUUAUUACCUAUUGUUUUGAUUCGAUUUUUUAUACAUAUGUACCUUGUACAGGGUGGCCCAGAAAAACCUUUCACACUUUGGUAGCCACUUAUUCGUGUCCUGUAAGGGUUAGGGGAAUGGUAAACACAGCUUCAGGUAGCCAAUGGAUGCCGAAUUAUGUUGCAGUGUGUGUUUUUCGUUGUAGAGAAGUGGACGCUUGUGCAGCUCGCUUUCAUUAUAAAGGCGUUUUACCAAAAUGAUGAUGCAUACAUUAAUGCAGUCAUUAUUUUGGUAAGAUGCCUUCGCAAAAAAGCACUCUGCACAGACAUCCACAUCACCACAAAGACAAACAUGCAUCAGAACAUAAUUUAGCAUGCCUUGGCUACAUGAAACCGCGUUUACCACUCCGCUAAGUUGACUUGUCUGGAUGGGCGUGGCUUCAAUACCAGUUAUUGGGACCAUGUGUAAUCGAGGGAACGGGGAAUGGAGAUCAGAUUGCGCGAUGUUUGCGAAGGUUCUCCUUCCGAAAGGGCUUCCUGGUUAUAACAAGACGAUACAACGCGUUGAUCAGCUUGUGAAACGAUUGUAAACAUUUCCCUUGCCGAAUAAUCUCACGCAACGCUGAAAAUCACUGGCUGCCUGGAUCAUCAGGUUUCAUGUGAUUUGACUUCUUUUUAUGGGGCUUACUCAAAUCCUACGUGCAUAAAAUUGAUCCAGGGACCCUAAAUGACCUUCAGAACAAUAUUAUUCGUGAAUGCUCCCUCAUCAGUCAAGAAAUUUUGACGAACGUGUUCAAUAAUUCAAAAAAAUGUCAGGCCAAAUGUGUGAAAAAGGUAGAAAACAUCUUAUUGGCAAAAUUUUUAAACGGGGACUUGUAAAGUUGAAUUGAAUAUAUGGUCUGUAACUGGCAUGUUUCUACUUUAUUUUGGUUUUUUAAUCAUUUCUCUAGGUGUUUUUUUCUCGGAGUAGUGAGCAAAACAAAUGUGAAAGGUUUUUCUGGGCCACCCUGUACCUUAUUUACUACUCUCUCUCUCUCUCUAAUUCUAACUGUACAAUUAUUGUAAUUUUUUUUUCUCUUUUAGAUUGCGACUUGUUCGAAAAACUAUAAUCAUAAUAUUCAUACUCUUAUAUAGUUUGUUUCACUUGGCAUUGCAUAACCAUUGCUAGCUUUAUCACUAUAGUACCUAAACUUGUAAUGUAUUUAGUUACCUACUUCGAAGCGACGCGACAUUUUUAUUUAUUAGAACGACGAACGUGUAAAGAAGGGCGAGUUUUAAUGUCGUGAACCUGAUUGGUGGAAUUUUUCAAUAAUAAUAUUGCUUAAUUUUCGAUCGUUUUCUUACUGCUGCGUUUUAAUACUUGAUUCCCAUUAUCAGCAUUAUCAUCGUUGUCAUAGAUCAUUAUAAUCAUCGUUAUUUUUAUUAUCGUUUUGUUCAUUGUCAUUAUUAUUAUCAUUCAUUUUUUUGAAAUGAAAUCAUUUACUUUACAUGGUAAUCACAUAAAACGGAUGUAACACGUUUGAGUCUUCAUAUUUGUUCUCUAAAGUGCAAUCAGCAAUUCAGAAUUUCUACCAAAACUACACCUCUUAUACCUAAUUGGAUUCUUUUAUGUGAGGUUUAGACAUAACGCUGGCAUUUUUGCUUUAUUCUGUUGUAAAAUUGAUAAAUUUCUUUUUAGAGCUGCGAACUUAUCAAUGUCACACAUUUAUCAUUAAACCAUUUUACUACAGUAGGUAUUUGCUAACGUAUAUUUUUUGUAUUGCCAGUUUUGUAAUCAUAAGGUUCUGAUUUCCUUUUUUUAAAAGUCGUAGCUUUUCAGAGAGGACAUUUACUCAACCUAUUUUACCUAAUUGUUCCUGUCAUUGGCAGUAAUAACUGUUGCUUUUGAGAUUAAUUUCCUACGAGUAGUUUUUAGCUUCUUAUCAUGUGUAUUGAUAUUAUACAGAAUGCUGUUUCCUUUUGAUAACCUAACUACCGACUUCGAUGGGUACGAGUUUGAAAGAUUUUUACAAAAUAUUGAAAUGAAAGCGAACCAUCUGUAAUAUUCUAGAAUUAUUAGAUAUUCUCAGAAAAGUGGAGUGAAAAUACAUAAUGAAAAAAUGUGUACAUUUUAGUUUAAGUUUAACAUUUCUGUUCGCAGGUAUCGUUAUACGAGUUCGUGUAUGUGCAUAAAUACUUUUAAGUAUGGGUUGAUCCUCUAGCUGAUAUUAUUGUAGAUAUUUUUUCACGUACCUUCAUCUAUAUUAUUGCAUCAUAAGCGAAUGUGUAAGUAUUAUGUUAUUUUAACUCUAGUUCGUCGUAUUUUACCGAUUUGACGAGCGUUGCUGUUCAGUUUUAAAUAUUCGAAUAUUAAUUGUAAUUGUAGUUGUAAUUUUACGAAAUACGUUCAUAUGCCUAUAUCCAAUAGUAAUAAUGUAUAACGUUUGUAUUAUAUCUACCUAUGUUCUUCUUCUUCUAAUCGUGUGUAACUUUUUUUUGUAACAUAGCUUUUUAUGUCUAGUUAGUCGAUGUGCUUAGUGUACUACAUAUGUACCUAUGUCAGUGGUAUUACGUAUAGAUACGUACUUUGUAAUGUAUGUACUUUAACUCAAAUUGUUGUAUUCGCAAACAAAUAUAACAAAAUAAUGAUUGCCA
Molecule: messenger RNA, 9773 nt
Organism: Planococcus citri (citrus mealybug)
Lineage: Eukaryota; Metazoa; Arthropoda; Insecta; Hemiptera; Pseudococcidae
Gene: Ubr1
Product: Ubr1 ubiquitin ligase
Exons: 4
Coding region: 789-6818 (2009 amino acids)
Biological process (GO): ubiquitin-dependent protein catabolic process via the N-end rule pathway
Molecular function (GO): zinc ion binding; ubiquitin protein ligase activity
Source: RefSeq, a predicted model, not a curated record